Messenger RNA from Sodiomyces alkalinus F11, 1353 nucleotides. RefSeq names its product chitobiosyldiphosphodolichol beta-mannosyltransferase. The coding region runs from base 1 to 1353 and encodes 450 amino acids. The record is from RefSeq and is a predicted model, not a curated record. Gene Ontology annotation, molecular function: mannosyltransferase activity. The transcript has 2 exons. Lineage: Eukaryota; Fungi; Ascomycota; Sordariomycetes; Glomerellales; Plectosphaerellaceae. Gene Ontology annotation, cellular component: endoplasmic reticulum.
AUGUACAGGCCUACCCGAUAUAGGCCGUCACCCGAUGCCAGGGACGAUCAUAUCCAGGUUCUCGUCCUGGGAGACAUAGGAAGGAGCCCGCGCAUGCAAUACCACGCCAUCAGCGUCACCAAACAUGGGGGCAGAGUCGAUCUCGUCGGCUACCACGAGAGUCCAUUGCACCCUCGCCUAGACGGUCACCCGACGGUCAACGUCUUCCCGCUGCCUCCGCUGCCGGCUCUUCUCCAGUCCAAGUCUCUGCCGUUCUUCGUCUUGGCUCCCCUCAAGGUGCUCUGGCAGAUGCUGUCCAUAUUUUACGUGCUGGCAUACACCACGCCGCCAGCCCGUUGGAUUAUCAUUCAGAACCCCCCCUCCAUCCCAACCCUCCAUCUAGCUCUCCUCAUCUCCAUCCUCCGCGGCAGCCAUCUCCUCAUCGACUGGCACAACUACGGCUGGUCCAUCCUCGCCACCACGCGCGGCCGCGCCGACCGCUUCGUCCACGCCUACCUCGAGUACGAGUCCUUCUUCGGCCGCAUCACCCCGACCGCCAACCUCACCGUCACCGACGCCAUGGCCCGCCAGCUGCGCCGCCCGCCCUACAACUUCACCAGGCCCAUCCUCACCCUGCACGACCGUCCCGCCGACACCUUCCAGCCCAUCAGGGACCCGGCCCGUCGGGCCUCCGUCCUCGCCCGCAUCCCGGAGACCCGGGACGCCGCCGCGAGCAUCGUGCGCGGCGACGUGCGGCUCGUCGUCAGCAGCACCUCCUGGACGCCCGACGAGGAUUUCGGCCUCCUCUUUGACGCCCUUGUCUCGUACGCCGCCGCCAUGACCAUGUCGUCGGAGGAGGAGGAGGAGGGAGAAACCCAGAGGAGGACCACCACCACCCCGAACCCCCUCUUGGCCGUCAUCACGGGCAAGGGCCCCCAAAAGGCCAUGUACGAGGCGCGGAUCGCGCGCUGGACGGCCGAGGGCCGGCUGCCCGGCGUGCAGGUCCGCACGGCGUGGCUCGCGACCGAGGACUACGCGGCGCUCCUGGCGUGCGCCGACCUGGGCAUCUGCCUGCACCGGUCGAGCUCGGGCGUCGACCUGCCCAUGAAGGUGGUGGACAUGUUCGGCGCCGGCCUGCCGGUGGCGGCGUACGCCGAGUACGAGAGCUUUGGGGAGCUGGUGCGGGAAGGGGUGAAUGGGUGCGGGUUCGCGACGGCGGCGGAGCUGGCGGAGGUGCUCGCGCGGCUCCUGUGCGAGGAGGGGAGGGACGAGCUGGCGGGGUUGAGGGAGGGGGCUGUGGAGGAGGGGAGUCUACGGUGGGAUGCCGAGUGGGAUCGCGUGGUGGGGAGGGUUGUUGGGCUUGUUGAUCCGUGA